This is a messenger RNA of Limulus polyphemus (Atlantic horseshoe crab), 4432 nucleotides long. RefSeq names its product transcriptional regulator prz1-like. The record is from RefSeq and is a predicted model, not a curated record. Gene Ontology annotation, cellular component: nucleus. The coding region runs from base 107 to 3106 and encodes 999 amino acids. The transcript has 5 exons. NCBI's taxonomy places the organism in Eukaryota, Metazoa, Arthropoda, Merostomata, Xiphosura, Limulidae. Gene Ontology annotation, biological process: regulation of transcription by RNA polymerase II. Gene Ontology annotation, molecular function: DNA-binding transcription factor activity, RNA polymerase II-specific; RNA polymerase II cis-regulatory region sequence-specific DNA binding.
AUUACACUGUACUAUGGCUCGGUGGAAAGGGUUCGAAGAGAGAAAUGGACUUCUGUAACUUAGAAUGGACUUGCACCCAUUUGAGUGAAAUGGUAAAUGGAAUAUAAUGAUGACAGAGAAUGCCCAUUCUUCUGUGAUGACCACUGCCUCCAGUGGUAGUGAUGGGUCCUCAGAAAUAUCAGCUUCUUCUGCCUUAUAUACUUCAUGUGAUGAUGGCUCCAAAUUAAACCAACAUGUGUCACAGAGUACAUCAAGUGCCCAGGAAAGCAUCAUUUUAGACACCCAGGCCAAUUUUAACCAAGUACCUGCAGCUAAAAAUGAACAAAAAGAGUCUAAAUUUGGAAAUAACAGAGAUGCUCAUAGUCCCCUAACAACAGUAGAAAGGAGAACUGUCCUGUCAUCCCAUGUUUGUAACACCUCUGUCCCAUAUAAGUUUCAAGAUAGUCCAAUUAGUGCUUGUGGUGUAAAGAAGCCAUGUAAGUCACCUAAUUCCCCUCUACUUUUGCAGAAAGAUAUAGAGCCAAGUGACUUAUCUCAUAUAUCCCACAAUACAAAAUUGAAGGAGCACUUAGUGGAACAUAGUGGGCUUCGGAAAGAAGGGCCUUUGUCUUUAAUAGUUCCAUCUGAUAGCACUGGGUCAGAAGAUGAACAUGACAGAGAUUUAUUUAGAGCAGGUGCUAUGCAGCUUCAGGAUUCUCAUAUCAUUUCUCCAUCCAGCAGAGCACCUCAGAGAAACAGUGUUCAUCUUGCUGCAGAUGAGCCAUUAACCCUAAACAGCUAUCAACCGUCUUGUUCACAUGAAAUACAUGAAGUACUUGGGGAACCAGUUUAUUCAAAUGGUACUAAACUACAGAGAUUACCCCCUGUUUCAACAAUUAUGCAAUCACGCUUAGCUUCAUUAGUUAAAGAAGGUUUUAAAAUGCCUUUUGAUUCUUCUCACUUUGUCCCUUUUGCAGACCUGUCUUAUAGCCAUGAUCCUCAUCAUUCAGAAGUAGUAUGUCUUUCAACAGUCAAUAGACCUGAAGCAAAUACUUUGGUAUAUCCUAUCUCCUUGGCAUCUAAUAAAACGGAAAGUGAAGGGACUUUUUUGGGGGAUUCAGUUGAUUCACUUCAGUGUACUUCUUUAUGUGAAGCAGGACCUACAUCUCAUGCCACACCACGUGUAGCACCAGUCAUUACAUCAAUACCUGACUUUUCAAAGAUCCAUAGUGGAAACAUGACUAACACCAAAGACAUUGGUGGAAGCAUACCAACCUCUGUUAAUAAAUUUCCCCAAAUGGAUCACAGAGGGCCUUUACUGUUUGGAGAAGAUGGUCAUCCAAUUGUUGUCCCAUCAACUAAUCCUUUGCUGACACCAUUAGAUCUAGGGAACACUACUUUAAGAAUGGUUACUUCACACAUUUCAUCACAGCCUCCUGUAAAAAAUACUUGCCAAAUGAACAUGUCUACUUUUUCAAACAGGUUAGUUUCUUCCCGGCCAAUUUUGGGUGUGCCUACUGGUGUAAUCACUACAGUUGGAUCAAGUAAUUCCAGCUCUGCUAAAGCACCAGACUUACCUUCAAACAUUCAAGAGCAUCCUUCUUUAUUAAUUGCACAUGCAGAAGAUGUUAACUUGCUUUCUACUGCAUCUAAAAAUGAUUCUGUUCUAGAAGAACAAGACUUUUCAGAAGUUAUUGAUAGAAGUAAUUCUGAAGGUGAUGAAACUGAUGAAGUUUGUAAACCUUCUAGUAUAAAUACAAACUUUCCAACACCCACAUCAGAAUUGCCAUCUGUACUUUCUAGUCUGGGCUCGCAAUCUUAUAUGUUGUCUAACCUUGUAUCUUCUGGGAGUUCAGGCUCUUUGACACUGACAAAAACUGUUUCUUCAAAUAUACCAAUCACCACCGGUGUUUCAUUAAUUCGUGGAAUGCAGUCUGGAUUAACCAGUCCAUAUGUACCACCAUUUUUGUUAUCUGGGAUCCUCCCUACCUCACUUUGUGGAACAUCUGUGAAACAUGAACCUCAUGAAGCCACCACUUCUCAGUCUGUUACUUCAGCUGGAGGUUUGUUAUACUCUGGUCUUUCAACUUUACCAAGUUUAAUUUCUGUUUUCAAACAGGAGUCACCAACUGACAAUACAAGUGGUUCUGGACCUUUGCCCCCAUUUACAGUUGUUUCGGGUAUGCCAUCCUUGUCAAAGCAAGACCUUGCUGAAUUUGUUGCAGCCCAAAGUAACUUUUCCAAUUCUGGAAGUCACUUAGAAGAAGUGUCUGUGAAAGAAGAACCAUUUGAUGAUGCUGACACUUCUCCCUCAGAAAGCCUUUCUGCAUCCCAUUCUCCCAUGUUACAGAAUACAUGUAACCUCCCUGGACUGUCUCGUUUGUCCACAAUACCACAUAGUACCAAUCCCCAGGGAGAAAUUUCUCCUACUCUAACACACGCCACUACUGUGCCUUCUCAGCAGAUGACAGCUGGUUUUAGUCACACUGCCACUGCACCUUCAAGAAUCAGCUCCACAACUUGCAUAGAUGUGGCCUCUAGUUGUGGAUCAAGCUCUGGAAGAAAGUUAGACCUUUUAGACAAAAAGAACUGCCAACUCUGUCGAAUCAAUAAGCCAUGUAGCUUGCAUCCUUCACAGUCGUGCAGCAUGUCCAGUAAUAUGGCUUCAGAUCCACUUCUCUCUAGUGAUCCAGCAAAACCUUUUCAGUGCAAUUUGUGUGGAAAGAGGUUGGCAUCAAAGAAUGUUUAUCAGUUGCACAUGCGUUCACACACCGGAGAAAAACCUUUUACCUGUAACCUUUGUGGUCAUAAUUUCUCUCAAAAAACCUCACUCACAAGGCACAUACGUUCUCACACUGGAGAGCGUCCCUUUCCAUGCGAGGUUUGUGGGAAACGUUUUGCAGACAAGGAGCGUACAAAAAUUCAUAUGCGCACUCACACAGGUGAAAAACCCUUUUCGUGUAAAAUGUGUGGCAAGUGUUUUUCUCAGAAGUCAACUGUGAAACGACACAUGAGUGUUCAUACUGGUGAAAAACCCUUCACUUGUGAAACAUGUGGGAAAGGUUUUGCUAAUAGAGGCAAUUUAAAUGCCCAUAGCAAAACGCACACUAGUAAUGUGAGUACGUAAUUACAACAUGAUAGUAGAACAGUUAUGGAUGUUCCAACAGUGAAAACUUAAGAAUAUGGAUAUCCUUGAAUUGUGUCCUUAAGCACCUUUGUAAUUUCACUUUAUUUCACAAGUAAAGCACCGAAGGACAGUGGUGGUUUAUGGAAUGUGAAUAUGGACUUAAAAUCUUGUGUGUUUAACACUGAUAACUAUAAAUGAAAUUUACACAUACAUAUACAGAAUUUUUUUAUUUCUGUUUAAAUUGUUAAGUACAAAUCUAGUGUUGCAAUAGGUUGUUGUUGAUAUUAGAGGUAAAUGUAAAUGAGGUUUUGAAGAUGUUUUUUUUAUAAGAAAUAAUAUAUAUUUCAAAAGAAUAUUGUUUAUGAAUAAGAAACCAUUAUGCAAAACAGAAUUAUUUGAGUAAGCUGUUUUUCAGUUUAGGUUCAGUGAGUUUGAAUUCCAGACCAAUGAAUUUUGAACUUCAUUUUGAAAGAAGGAUACGAUGUUUUCAGAUGUGGCAGGCACAGUGUGUUUCGUCGCUGAAGUUCAGUGAGACGCCGCCAGUUCCCUCCAUCUACCUUGCAUCUUCCAGCUUUUAGGUCUAUCAGGUCCACUUCAUUUGCCUGAGUACCUAUACUUUUUUUUUGUGGAGAAUUUCACCUCUGAAGACAAUAGGACAUCAGUGUACUGGAAUACAAAACCAACACAAGAGAAAAAUGUCAUUUUUCAAAGUUAUAUAACAUUUUUUAUUGUGCAUCACUUUGUAUAAAUACAUGAAAUAUAAAGUGAAUGUGAAAGAAGACAGUUCAUUAAAAUUUUUCUCUGUAUCUGAAAAUUGAUAAUUCUAUCACAGAAGAUGUUUUUAUACAUUUAGGUUUUACAUAUACAAUAACAAAAACAUUAGAUGCCUGGAAAGAUGAUAGUAUUUUAAGGAGCAGUACUGAAUACAAUAUAUGAAAAGGAUUUUGAAUAAAUAAAUCAUUAUGCCAAGUGACAACCAUAGCCUAUGUAAAGUCAUGGUGGAGAAAAAUGUAUCAGAAUUAUAUUUCAUAUUGCUUGGCAUUCUUUAAGUAGUGAAAAACUGAUCACUUUUGGGGAUGGGUAUGUAGUAACCCUUUCUGAUGCAAAAUAUUUAUAAACACAAAUCAUAGAUAUUUGUUCAGAUUGAGGAUUUACAAUCUCAAAGACAUGAAUAUCCCUUGUACUUAAUCGCAUUGAAAAACAAAGGAAUAUGGAUCAACUUCCGGCACCAGGACCAUCCAGAAAGAGUGGCAACAACUCAUACCCUAGUCAAGGUAAGCAAAAUCUUGUAACAGGUGAGAAUCCACAAACACAAAGGUCAGUGCG